CUGGAGUCUGUGACAACAAAUAAAUAUUUUAAAAUGUCCUAAAUCGUUUGUAAUGACUUAACAUUAUAUUCGUAACUAGUGAAGUAUUGUCGGUAGUUUGUUCUAGUGUCGUUUUAAACGAGCGUACUAUACAUUUUACUCAAUAAUUCGGGUUUGUGUUGCGUCAAAUGACGUCAUGCAUGUGAAUGUGAUUAUACACGUAUCACUGGCGAGUUCAUAGCGCACAAUGCAUGAGCAAGAGGGCGAAGGGGAGCCGGCGCACCACGCGCGGCGGCCCAUGAACGCCUUCCUCAUCUUCUGCAAGCGGCACCGCAGCGUCGUGCGGGACCGCUACCCCAACUUGGAGAACAGAUCCAUAACAAAAAUUCUAGGCGAAUGGUGGGCUAAUUUGGACAAGGAAGAGAAAUCUUGCUACACGAGUCUUGCUAAACAGUAUAAAGACGCAUUCUUCAGCGCCAACCCUGACUUCAAGUGGUACAAGUUGCCCGCGCCCCCGCUGCGCACGCUCUCCUCGCGGCCGCGCGACGCCGAUAAGUCUGCCGAGUCCUCCGGCGACUGCCACGACCACGAUCUCGAGAAGACCAACAAUAACUCCACAAAAGUAGAUCUAAACAAGAAGCCCGACGACGAUGCCUUUGACAACGACACCAAGCCAUUGUCGAUGUUCACGCCCGGAAAACUCGCAGACGAAGCCCAGAUGGGGGGCCUCAGCAGCCUCCUGGCCACUAAGACUGAAAUACAAACCCCCAACCCCUACUACUCACCCCCCUCUUUUAAGUUUAGCGCGAUCUCAGCACCCAUGGAAGACCGAUCUCAACACAUACUGCAGCGGGUCAAUAUGAAAUGCAAUAGAGAUGACGAACUGCAAGACGCCCUCUCUGAAACCACCAGGAUAUUUGAGGAGGAUUUCGAUGAGAAAGGACGAAUAUACCGGUACGGUGUCCAGAACGAUCAAUUCACAAACCAGGACGUCAUCAAUAAAAUCGUCGACAAGAGGUAUUCCACCGAGGAAGGGUAUCAAAGGAAUUGUUCCGACGACGAGAAAUCCAAAUCCGGGAGAACUUGCAAAGGCAAGCGAUACCAGGAAUUCAUGGCCGUCGGGGGACUGAUAGUUAAUAAGCGACCGAGACGAGACUAUGCCGACAAAACGCCAGACGAAAGCUACAGCGCGUCCUGCAGCUGGGAUCCUGGCAACUCCUACGAGGAAUCUUACGUCGACGACUUGAAACCGAACUUCGUAAACGAGGUCGUCAUAAAAGACGAAGUCAAAUACGAACCCGCCGACGCCGUCGAGCCGGACAAUAACUCCAGCAAAACAUUCAAGGCCGCCGACUUCGACUUGGACGCCAAGAUAAGAGCGCUGCCCUCCCUCAGCUUAGAGAAGUUCCUUCAGAAGAAGCGCGAGAACAAACGCAAAAAGAAAACUAUCAACCUGAAGCCGAAGGCGCUCGAGACGGCGCAGAUCAUAAACUCGGUGCCGCGGCCGCCGUCCGACGAGCGGCGGGACAUGGCGGAGAGGUGGCGCGAGCACGUCAUCGGCAGCCAGAAGCGCAAGCCGAGGAAGAUCAGCAUCACGAGGCUGGAGGUGAACAGCAUGGUGUCGUACGACACGACCGGCGCCGCCGAGACCAGCCCCGAGAUGAAGCUGGCGACGGAGGCGCCGUGCGGCGUGAUGGCCGCCAUGGAGGCGUGCGGGCAGGCGCACCACAGCGCCGGCCUCCUCGCACUCGCCACGCUGGCUGAGGUCGCCGCCAACACCUCCAAGAUAGAAGACCCCGCCCCGGCCCCCGCCUCGGCCCCGGCCCCGGCCUCCGCCCCCGCCCCCGCCCCCGCCCCCGCCCCGCUCUCGGCCCCGGCACGCAGCGACCGCGCUUCCGAGGUAUAA
Molecule: messenger RNA, 1885 nt
Organism: Papilio machaon (common yellow swallowtail)
Lineage: Eukaryota; Metazoa; Arthropoda; Insecta; Lepidoptera; Papilionidae
Gene: bbx
Exons: 4
Coding region: 227-1885 (552 amino acids)
Biological process (GO): regulation of transcription by RNA polymerase II
Cellular component (GO): nucleus
Molecular function (GO): RNA polymerase II transcription regulatory region sequence-specific DNA binding; DNA-binding transcription factor activity, RNA polymerase II-specific
Source: RefSeq, a predicted model, not a curated record